UUUAUUUUACAAAUUUGAAGAGAUUUGUCUAGUCACAAAAAACUCAUCCUUAAAGUUUCACUAAUCCAAAUCCCAAAAGCCAAAAAAACAUUCACUUGACGCAAUCCGCAGCAAGAAGCCAACCCAAGACUGUUUUAAUAUUUUCUUAAAAUGAUUCUCAGAAUCUCUCUUUAUAUGCCAACCCUUCAAAAUUACUUCUUUGUCAUACUCAUAUCUAUCCUGCAAUUUCCCCACCUCUUAGUGUAUUAUUUUUAAUAUUUUAUUAUUUUCUUUAUUCCUUAACCGCUUUAAAUUCUCUAAAAGUCAAAAAAUAUCAGAUUUUGUCAAAAAUCAUUAUCAUUCCAAUCAAUCCAUUAAUCAAUCUUAACCAUUCUGCAAAUUUUCAAUCUUAAUCUUUAAUCUUUAUUAGUUCUUUCUUCAUGGAUUUCAAAGCUGAAUCCAUUUACAACAACCUAAAACUUCCCCAGUUUCUGCUCUUUUUUACAUUCAUCUACAUAGUUGCACACAAAAUCUUCAAAAAUUGGGGUCCAAAACAUCGUUAUGACGCAUGCAGCUGCGUUUUAUCACUCUUCCAUGGAACCCCAUCAGUAAUUUUAGCCAUUUUUGCUUUAAUCAUAGUUAAAACCCGAAACCCAGAUAACCCAACAACAGUUUUUGCAUCAAAAAAUACCCCUUUUCAAAAUUUGGUUCUUGAAUUUAGUACAAGUUAUUUCAUCAUGGACCUUCUUCAUUACUUAGUAUUUAACCCACAUGAUGUUAUCUUCAUUGCUCAUCAUUUAGCUACUCUGUUUGCUCUUCUCACUUGCAGAUUUGUAGUCAAUCAUGGAGCUUCUGCAAUCUUGGGAAUCUUGAUUCUUGCUGAGGUAACUAGUCCAUUACAGAAUAUUUGGUCAUUGGCAAGCUUAAGAAAGACUGAUUUUCCUAGUGCUAAGAAGGUUUUUGAUGUUUUGUCACCUGGGUUUUAUGCAUUUUAUACAGUUGUUAGAGGUGUACUUGCACCUUUGUUUGUGAUCAAGAUUGGGUUUGUGUAUGCUAGUGGAGCUGUGAAUAGUGUGAUUCCUACAUGGGUUUGGUGUUCUUGGAUGAUGUUAACUGUAUCUGGUAUCUUUGCUAGCUUGUUGUGGAUUUUGAAUCAUUGGAUUGUGUUUUACAAAGAAAAGCAGUGCAACAAGAAGUUGGAAUGAUGUAUGGGAGUGUUUUUUGAUACGGGCGCCCAGUAAGACAGGUGGUUAGAAUAGAAUCCUUCUCGUGAACGAGAAAACUUUUUACCAUUAUGUCGAUCAAUGAUUUACAAAUCUUCCCAUCUUUGAUUAGAUGUUGAUAUGUGCUAGUAAUAGUAGUUUUUAGUUGGAUUUGUGAAUUGUAAAUCUUGAUGACUAUUUAGUUAAAUGUUUAGUUAGUUGGUGAAAUUGGAUUGUUCUCAUUAUAGCAUUUGGAUUGUGGUAAUACUACAUCCUAGAGAUUGGCUAAAGUUCAAAUUUCAGGAGCAUUUUUUAUGGAUUCUGGACCAAAAAUAUUCUUGAGUUUAGAUGCUUUUGCUCAUGUUUAGGAUGAGAUUAUCUAAACUCAAGGAAAGUAUGUAGAGAUGUAAUUGCAUAAGCAAUCGUAGCUACUCUUUAUGAUAAAAAGAAGUGAUCAUUUAUAAAUUAUUUGUAAAAAGAUCAAAAAAGGUCACACAAGUUGAAAAGUAGAUUGCAUAUGAAGUCUGGACUCUGGACCACCUUAUAUGCUACAUAACCAAAAACAAAUUGGAACUUUGGUGUUGCUAAAUAUGGAAUUCAUGCAUGGGGGGUUGCGUUGAAGUGUGUCAAAUGCUUGACGUGUCGUCUUUUGGUGGUGAAAACAUAUGCCUGACUGACAUGUUUUGGUGGACGGUAAUUGGGCCGAAAACACGUGCUUGAUGUGUUGCGUUUUGGUGAACAAUAAUAGUUGCAUCGUGUUAGCCAUCUUCAAAUAAUGACAUUACAUGACACAAGCACACAGAUGUGUACUGUGUUAUAGGCUUAUAGCCAAUUAGCCAUCUUUAAAAUUUGUUUUUCAAAAUUGGUUAUAAAAUGGGUGGACAACUCUAAGGUCACAUGUCAUAUAGUGCAAUUUUUAAAAAUGGUGAGCUAGGAAGUAUACCACUACAUAGAAAUAGAUUAGUUUCAUGCUUUAUUUACACCAAAAAGUGUAUGUUGUCCUUUCAAUUGAAUUUACAAUAUAUUUCUACAAUAAUUUCCUUUUUUGCUAUGACCUCACGCUAUUUAAUUCUUAU
Amaranthus tricolor (Joseph's coat) is the source of this 2257-nucleotide messenger RNA. RefSeq names its product TLC domain-containing protein At5g14285-like. Bases 420 to 1184 code for a protein of 254 amino acids. The record is from RefSeq and is a predicted model, not a curated record. Gene Ontology annotation, cellular component: membrane. NCBI's taxonomy places the organism in Eukaryota, Viridiplantae, Streptophyta, Magnoliopsida, Caryophyllales, Amaranthaceae. The transcript has a single exon.